Molecule: messenger RNA, 4470 nt
Organism: Frieseomelitta varia
Lineage: Eukaryota; Metazoa; Arthropoda; Insecta; Hymenoptera; Apidae
Gene: Nhe2
Product: sodium/hydrogen exchanger 5-like
Exons: 10
Coding region: 152-1684 (510 amino acids)
Source: RefSeq, a predicted model, not a curated record
UCGCUCGGCGCGCGCGGGAAGAUCGCACUGAUUUUUCGCCGAUAGUCACUUUCGUAAAUGAACGUGUCCGAGGGAUGAACAAUGGUAGAUAAAAAUCGUGAUUCCGGGCGCUUCGUUUUCACGUUUGUCGUGUACAUAUGCACGUACAUUUAUGUCCGUUGACGAGGGAAAUAAUAAACGUGCGAUAAGUCGACUGAUUGUGAGAGUGGAGAAAAAUGGCGUCUUUGUUUCUUUGCAGAUAAUGGACCACGUGAUGGCUGGAAUCGAGGACAUUUUGGGCAAGCACGGCAAUUACCAUGUUCGAGACAAAUUCAAACGGUUCGACAAUAAAUUCAUUCGUCCCUACCUGGUGAGAGAUCACUACGGCGCAGAGCCAAAAAUAUUGGAAACGUACUCGAAACUCGCGAUGAAAGACGCACUGGAUUACAUUAGAAGGAACGCGUCCACCAUUGGCAAUAUCAGCGGAACUGAAAGCAUGUCCGCGAUAUUCCGCAACUAUAGCAACACGGGACAAUUCAAUGGCAGUCCGAGUUGCAGCCAGCUCGAAGCGGGCUGGAAUAUUGAUCUCCAAGAACUGGAGUACAACCCUUCCAAGAAGGACUUGACGGACGCCAGGAUCCACCACCUAUUGGCCGAGGAACUUUGCAAGCCGUACAAGAGGCACGGAACGAAACUGUUGCAGCAUCGGCGUCUAAGCUACAGCCGACACGCGGUGAACGAUCGCGAUCUCUCCACCCAAGUCAAUUACAAAAUGCACAUGAACAUACGGCGGAUGAUGGGAGAGCACAAGCAUCGUCACAAGCGCAGUAAAAAGUUGCUCAAAGACGGUAAGCAGAGUCACGUGAGUUUCCCGGAGUUUCAGCAGAACGGCUCGACCAAGUUGUUCACGCAAGAUUACAUCAACGGAGUGCUGUACGAGUUGGAGAACGGAGACGCUUCAAAGCCUUCGUGCAAAGGGGACUGGGACUCUGCCAUUACCUUCACAGCUCGUACUUCCGACUCGCUGAACGUGAACGCGGACAACCAUCACGGCGCCACUACAACCACCUCGAUGGACACCAUAAAUACCGACGAUCCGGAUAUGAAAUUGGGACGCGACGAGAGCUACAGGGUAACGACACCGACGGCCACGGAAACUAUGUUGCCAUGGAAGCGAGAGGACGAUUACGAUUCCGGGCACCCGAUUAAACAGAAUGAAUUUCCUGCUUGGUGUUCAAACAAGGAGUACCUGGCUUACAGUUCCCCCUCAGCCACAUUCUUAGGUGGAAUCGAGCAGCCAAAGGUCCAGUCAGUAAUUGGUCUGUUUCGCGGUGAGAGUGUGUGCACGCCGGAUGGUAUCGAUUGCCAGGAGACUGUGGACGAGCGUGACGAGUACACGUUGACAGGGACAGAACCGACGGAGGAGGAUUCGCCGACGAAAACCUUCAGCGAGUACGAGAAAGAGAGCAAGAAGGGACCGGCCAGACGAGUAUCGAUGAUGGAACUCUGCUCGAUGGAGAAGUCGCAAGCGGAGAAAUGCGGGACGGAGGACGGCUCGCACUCCCUGCCAGAGUGUUGGAACCCCCAGCGACUGCGGAUGAGCUCGUUCCCCUAUUCGGCCCAGGUUCCAAGCCUUUCGACCGCCCUCAUCACCUCCUCCUCCGAGGAUUCGGAGGAGAUCGACGAGGAGGAAGAGAAAGCUUGACCUUUGGGGAUCGUCGAGGAGCAGACGCCAUCGCACGCGGUCGACGAACGCCGUCUUCGUCGGCCGUGGCGGCGGCCACCUCGACGUUCGUUGUUCUCGUCUCUCCUACGACGACCGAGCGCUCCAGUCUGAGCACAGGGGACGCGUCUCUGACACGUUUGGCCACCCUCUACGGAGACACGGAUCAACCCUUCCACCGAAAACGACAAGAAGACGAGGAGUUUUCGUACCACCCCCUUGGACGAUCGCCGACCCUCCGCUUCCUUCGACGAUGGACACUUCAAAUAGAAAAAAAAAAAAAAACCUCCCGCAGUGGGAGGGGGCGGCCGAAGAGCUGCUUUCAAAGCUCUCGUUUCUCUUUCGCAGGACCACGAUGACGGAAAGUAUCCCUCGUAUUUGACGAUCGAUGCUUUCAUUUCGCAGCACGCAGGAACGAGUGCUUCACGGUUGCAGUUCGUCGUACAGGGUGUCCUAAAAAUUUGAAACGGCAUGUUAGAAAAGUAAAAAAGUAAAACCUUCGUCGAUUGUUCGUUACAAAUUUAACAAUUGUCUUCGUCUUCGUCUUUUUUCUUUUUUUUACACUUUAAGAGAAACAUGUGGAUAAUUUCGAUGAUACUCCUUUUGAUGUUGCGCGUCUUGCGAUCUUACGCAAGUCGGUCAGAGUAUGGAGUGAAUUUUUGGGACAUCGCGUACGCCGUGCUACACUUAGGUAGAGUUCCUCGAUCUCAGAGGAGACAAAACGUGUAACUCGGUUCGAUCGAAAGAAUCGUUGACGCGAAUUGAAUAGAAUAACAAUCGACGUGUUAGCAGCAUGUGCGAUCUUCGACGUAACGAUGUUGCCAUUUUUUUCAACGAGAAUGAUCCAGUCGAGGUUGCGUUACUCUUUUGAUACUCGGUGAUCGUGUGAAUCCUUUUUGAAUAUUCGACCAUGAGAGUGAUGCAAGUGAAAGAAAGAAUGAGAGAGAGAGAGAGAGAGAGAGAGAGAGAGAGAAAGAGCGAAAGUAAGAGAGAAAGCUAUUUUUUUAAACCGAUACACCUCGUUUCCUCCGUAGCACGACUGAUGGAUAAAAAAAAAAAAAAAAAGAAGAAAACUAACGAACAUAGACUUGGAGGAACGUCUUUUGGUAGCUGAUUUUUCAAAUGCUUCCUGAGAAAAAACCGCGAUUCGUCCAUUGAAGGAAAAUGUUAGCAUGGACGGUUCUUCGUCGAACGCGCGUUGCGUUCCGCGUGCAAGAUCAAGAAAGACCGAGGAGAAGGAUCAGGGAGCGCGCACCAUUCUUUCUUCUAGACGCCAUAAUAGCGUUGUUUCCUUUCGUAGCGAUAACGACUCGUUUCAACGAUCGCUCAUUAACUUGGUAUCGUGGCCUUAAGAUUCCUAGAAGUAUCCUAGCAGCAACUUUGAACCUUCCGGUAUAUUGUUAGAAAAAAAGAAGGAGAAAAAGAAGAAAAACAGAAACAGAGAAGAGAAAGUAAAGGAGAGAAUGAGAUUGAUGAUGUAAAAAGAAAGGGGUGACGAAAGGUUUCAUGAAGAAAGGUGUUUAAAGCCGUUUAAAAGACACGUGAACACGUGGUGACUUUUUCGUUGUUUGGUUUUUGGUUUUACCGACGCUAACAUAGUCUUUCGAAAAUGAAGUAUGUAUAUAUAUAUACAUACACCUGUAACACAAGUUCGGUAUUACUCGAUGCGCAACGCUCGAGAUCAUCGCGUGAUUCGCUUCCGAGUUCAUAGACGCGAGUCUAGAUUUAGAUGAGCCACGUGACGUGGCGUAUACACCGAUGCAAAAUGAAAAUGGACAGCACGACGAUUAUUCUUGCCGUUCUCCGAAAAUAUAGAGAUCUCACGGAGGAAGAAUAAAUAAUUUAUUUGAUUGGUUUAUUUGGUGUUUAUGUCGUUACUUUCGUUGAAAAUUGAUCGACACCGCACUGCUAUAUCCAUUUCGUGGUUGUCUAUUCAUUUCUCCUUUAAUAAAAUAUAUCUCGCAGAACGAGAAACAAAUACUUUAGCUUAUUAUUAGUCAAAAGUAAAAUUUGUAUGUGUUGCUCAAGUGAAAAACUUUAUAACGCACACUUUGCUCGAUUUUUCAAUUUUCUCCGACUGAGACCUCCAUAUUCUCGAGGACAGCAAUGUCCCCCUUUAGAUUGAGUAUAAUCUUGCUUUCACACUGCUGUUCUUAGAUUUUUGUAGGGAUUCUUGUGGAUUUUCAAUCUUAUAAAAUGGGAAAAUCACGUCGUGAAAUACUACCAAAAUUUACAAUCCAAACGUUGAGAUUCAAUAUAUAAAUAUUAUACUGACGCGUAAAUUUUUGGGAAAACUUUUUACCUACCUUUAUAACAUAUACUUCGUAAAAGCCCACAAGAACCACUGCAAUAAACUAGUUCAAACAUGUGAUCUGUUGAAUCGCUCAGGAGAAAUGAUCUCCUGUUGUUGAAAUCGAAACAACAACAAGAACAAAGCAAAAUGCUCGAGAAUGAAAAAUCGAGCGUCUCGCUGUACCACAAUAAAAUCGUUGAAACUCUUUUCGCGGUGAACAUACAAACAUACACAAACAUGCAAAAACACACACACACACAAAAAUGGAAGUUGUUCACGAAACGCUCCUCUCCUUAAGUAUGGCCUUAAAAGAAACAGAAAACAAGAAAAAAAACCAAUUAAAAUAAAUAACUAAAUAAGAGUCUCAUGUAGAAACGCAGCCGCGAAAGUGUCGUAGAUACCUAACGCGUUGAGUAAAAACAUAACGUAUCUACAUAACGAGGUGAAAAAUCAGCAGAAGAUGCUGAGGAAGAUC